GAUGAUUUGUGUCCUUGGGAGUACGCUACGUUCGAAUUUUGCUGGCAAAAUGGAAGGCAGUGUUUGACGCUAAGAAUCAGGAUGUUUGACAUAGAUGCCAAACUACUAGAACAGUUUAGUGCACUUGGUACAACAGACAAGGAUGAGUUAAUAAAUCAGCUAAGAGCAGUUGUUGGGAAUGAGCUGUCUAACGAGUCGUGUCGGUUUUUCUUAGAAUUGGCCGACUGGAACCUACAACGUGCAAUCGGUGCUUACUUUGAUUUCAGUUUUGAGGGUUCCGCACCAGUUAGUUGUUCAUCUAAUUACCCACUCACUUCCGUGAGUGUUUGCGAAUCAUCUACGAAUGUGGACUGCAUGCGUAUAGAUUCUGAAGUUGUGGUAAACCAAAGACAAUUCGAUGCACGGGUAUGGCCAUCACCUUAUGAUGUUCCGGAACUUGGUGGGUUUAUCAAAGUAACUGUCGAGAACUGCGGUUCUUGUUCCUGGCCUGAAGGAACGUUCCUACGGUCUGAAAUAGACCAUGCUGUUGCGCGACUAAACAGCUUAUCUGCAGAUAACAGUGAAGUCCUAUGGCUCCCAAUCGGUGUAGAUGGCAGGAUCCCUAUCCUUCCAAUUCCUCCGCGUCAAAUUAUAGACCUAACAUUAAAUAUCACUCCUCCAAACCUCCAGCUAACUUAUCAAUGUCCUGUCGUCGGGGCGCUGUCUUUCUGUCUACCCAAUGGCGAUAGGUUUGGGGGUUAGUUAUUUUUACACGAAAGUUUUGUCGCCUAAAUAAUAGUUCGUUUCGUAAAUACUUUGUGCAGCUUCAUCUGCUAUUUUACCCUUAAUAAAUUCUCAUGUUCAUUUUAAUGAGUCAUGCAGUAACAUUCAUAGUGUCAAUUAGUGAGUAAUAUGUACAUUUCUUGGUAUAUCAAGUAUGAGAAACCAGUGGGUUUUUUCGUGAGAUUUAUUAAGCUCGGUACCAUUUGUAAAUUCGUAGCCUUAGCGGUCAUAGUGCACUUUGGCUAUUGAGGGUCUGAACUUGACUGGCUAAAGUUACUUGUCAUAUUAAAUUAUAUGGCACACAACAUAGAUGUGUUGUAGGGGAGAGUUAGUAUUUAUGUACAAAAUGUUGCUAAUUACUAGUGUUGCAGAUAUCGAAAGCAUUCACCUGAGCUGCAAAUCUUUAUCAUAUAUUCUAAAAUGUGAAAUAAUAUGUAGUAGGAAAUUGUCCCUUUCAACUGAUAUUUGAAACGGGAGAAAACCCACUCAAAUUUCAGUCAUUGCGUAACUUGUCACGUGAAGACUUACACUUACCGUUUGCAUAGCCACUGAUUUACUACGUUCCUUCUUUGGCCUAGCAUGAGUAGUUCGGAACAAAGCAUGAAAUAACCAAAAGAUAACUGUCAUUGGAAUCCGUUUUACUAGUCUAAAUUGUGUGAAAGUUGGUAAAUAUUUUGGCCUCGGUCUUCUAAAACUAACUGAUAUGACUCGAAACUUAACGUAGUUAUAUUUGUUCGUUAUCUUCAUAUAUCCUCAUCAAUCCAUACUUUCCUGUUCAAACCAUGCAUCGUUCCGAGCCAUAUCUACGUUCAUUUUCCUACCAUGGUUAAUAUUCUUCCCAUUCCUUGGUACUUUCGUACCUCACUAUCGUGGCAUCCCGGAAGAUUAUCCAUUUGCUUUAUUUUGUGUUGUCUAUCAUUCUGUAUACAAAGUGAUAAACUCAGUAGAAAUUUGUACACUCGCUUUUGACGUAUACUCUGAGACCCAGUGAUACUGCCAGAAUCUUAGGACCCAAGUGAGUCAGAUCUGGAAUCGGAUUGUUUGAAAUCAAGUAAUUUAUUUCCUAAGCUUCAGUUUUAGAUAGUGUCUGAUGUUUUUUGAGUUCACCCUUUCCUCAAGCAGUGUCCAGUCUAGUGUUUCCCACUGUUACUGAUACUAGUAUUAUGAUGACUAUGGUUAUCCUCAUUUUGUUGUAUUGACAUGUUAUGAAAACUUGGAUUAACAUGUAGGUUUGAAGCUAGUCAUGAGUGACUAAGUCUCUGUCGUUUUAGUUCUAAAAGAACCCAUGACAAAUCUAUCUUCAGCUCCAAAAUGGAAACUAAAGUCUUUUGUUAGUUCUAUUUAUUUUAUUUAAGAACGUAAUAUAUGUGCUUGAUGUACACAUGAUCAAGACCAUAGUUAAGUAAUCCAUUCGUCUAACACAGUCCACACAACCUGUUAAAUGAUACAAUAUAAGAGGCUCUCUCAAAAACGUUUAACGCGUCUAUUCAUACUUUGGAAAAUGUUCCGAGCUAUUUAAUUACACAGUAACUAAGCUGCUCGUGGUUUUAAUUUUCUUGUAGAAAUUGUUUACUGCACUGCCGUGCCUGAUUUGGAACACAUGAGUUGGAGGUAUCAAAGAGGCAUAUUAGCAAGCACCAUGAGCGCUGGACGGAGUAGCCCUAUGGUUUUGGAAGACGUUUAAAGAUGGAAUAUCUGCGGGAUCUAACUGUGAUAGUAUCUCCGUGUUUAACCUACAAACUUGUCCAUAAUACUUAUUUUCUUGACUCUAAUCUCCAGGUAUUCGUGCCAAUAUUUAUUUUCGUUACCAAAAUGAUUCUCUUUAUUCUUCAGACGUAGUAAAUGUAUUUAACUUAGCCCACGCUAGUCGGUAUACAUAAUUGAUAACUGAUGUACGAACCUUAUAUAAAAAUUGUCAAAAAUGGUUUGUUGCUUUUGUAAAAAAAAAAUUGUUAAUA
This is a messenger RNA of Schistosoma margrebowiei, 2720 nucleotides long. NCBI's taxonomy places the organism in Eukaryota, Metazoa, Platyhelminthes, Trematoda, Strigeidida, Schistosomatidae. The record is from the annotation of a GenBank genome assembly.